Messenger RNA from Pediculus humanus corporis (human body louse), 1386 nucleotides. RefSeq lists its product as uncharacterized. Gene Ontology annotation, cellular component: membrane. The coding region runs from base 1 to 1386 and encodes 461 amino acids. Gene Ontology annotation, biological process: transmembrane transport. The record is from RefSeq and is a predicted model, not a curated record. NCBI's taxonomy places the organism in Eukaryota, Metazoa, Arthropoda, Insecta, Psocodea, Pediculidae. Gene Ontology annotation, molecular function: transmembrane transporter activity. The transcript has 6 exons.
AUGCUUCCGGUGCCAGUGCUAGAAAAGCUUAAAUUCCUAUAUCCGGUUUAUGUAUUAGGAAUAAUAUCUGUUGGGUACAUCGUCGGUGAGCUUGGUCACUAUUUAAUCGGUGUCACGAGUAAAGAAACGGCCAAAGAUUUACACUACGGUGACAUAUCCUGUCAAUUAAAUGAUACCACGUUAUCAGUUAGCGAAUUACCAUUUAGUUGCGAAACUGCUAACAAUUCCGAAACAUGUUAUUCUUACAACAUAAACGGGACGCCAUAUUGCGAAUGGGAAUAUAACGGUUUGGGUUUGGAUUAUCAAAUUUUAGCCGGACCAUCUUUUAUAGCCGUUUUUACAGUCGUCGGAGUUUUCUUUGGUAUCGUCGCCGAUAGAUGGAACAGGAUACGAAUGUUGACCAUUUGCACGAUUAUAUUUGCCAUCGCCAUAUUUUUAAUGGGAGCCGUCACAGAAUUUUGGCAUUUGGUCAUAUUGAGAAUGGUUUUGGCUGCCGGGGAAGCAAGUGUUAAUCCGAUCGGUACUGGAAUUUUAUCCGAUAUAUUUCCAGAAGAGAAAAGAGCUUUGGUCAUGUCUAUAUUUAAUUGGGGUAUAUACGGUGGUUACGGUAUGGCUUUUCCUGUCGGUCGUUACGUUCCCCUAUUAAACGCAUGGGAUUUGGGUUGGAGAGUUUGUUACUACGGUGUCGGAAUCGUCGGUAUCAUCGUCGGUAUACUCACGGGUCUUACAAUCAAAGAACCAGAAAGGAAAAUAAUCGGGGAAGAAACGACGGCUGACAGAAGCACUCAGAAAAAGAAAAAAGAUUGGAAAGUUAUUUUGCAACCCCGUGUCGUUUUGCUUUGUCUUGCCGCUUCCAUAAGACACACCGGUGGAAUGACUUUCGGUUACAAUUGCGACUUAUUCUACCGUGAAUACUUUCCCGAUUACGAUUUAGGUUGGUGGUUGUUUGCAGUAACUGUCGUCAUAGGUUCCAUAGGUGUCGUAGCCGGUGGUGUAAUAUCAGAUAAAUUCGUAUCAAAAAUGGGUAUCAAAUCGAGAGUUUUAGUUUUAGCCAUAAGUCAAUUGAUAGCAUCCCCAUUUGCUUUCGGUAGCGUUUAUUUCGAUCCUGUCGGCGCCAUGAUAACAUUAGCUAUUUCUUAUUUCUUCGCCGAAAUGUGGUUCGGUAUUGUUUUUGCCAUAUUAGUCGAAGUCGUACCUUUAUCAAUGAGAUCCACGACCGUUGGAAUUUUCCUCUUCGUCAUGAACAACGUCGGAGGAAAUUUACCAAUUUUAGUCGAACCAAUCAGAACUUCUUUAGGAUUUAGAGAAUCGUUAUAUAUUUUAUACGCGGGAUUUUAUUUAAUAAGUAAAUAUAAAUUUAAGGAAAAAACGCGCGCGUUUUUUUAA